AGAAAAGAAGGGAGGAAAAGUUAAGCAAGGAGCAAGGAACAGAUUCUUUAAUUCCCAUGAUAGGGAAUUCCAUGUGGCUUCCCUUCCUUACAAACCUGACUUCAAAGUUAUGCCCGAGGGUUGGGAUGGUACCACCAGAGAUCUGGAUGAAGUCCAUUAUGAGAUCUCCCAGAAAGAAGAUGAAAUGCUUUAUCACGAAUUCAUCCAGAGGAUGAACUCCAACAAAAAGAAAAUGGCAGGAGAGGUGAAAUCCCACAAGUAUAGCCGGCGCCGUCUGAUUUUAUUUCAGAGGGUUGGAAUUUCACGGUUGAGAAAAUGGGUCCGCGAGGGAAGCAAGGAGGUGGAGGUGGAUGGAAGUUUGUCAGCUUGCCUGAUGGUUCUAGCUGACCUCUGAAUGAAAUGGAAAAAAUGUACGUGAAGCGAGAGACCCCCCGCCGCCGACGCAAGAUACUCCCCUGAUGACCAUUUCUCUGUUCUCAAAUCUUAUAAUCCAGGAUUUUUGUAGCUUGUGUAUCUGAUAAUUGGGAUUCUGAGGUGGUGUUGACCACAAUUUUCAUGUUUUCCCCUGCCAUCAGCGCAAUCCUUUUUUGGCUUGGGAGUAUGAUUAUGUUACUUUUGUGGUAAAACUUGUUAGGGGUUCAACUCUGUUUUGUACAAAGUCGCUAUAUGAG
Messenger RNA from Corylus avellana, 671 nucleotides. The record is from RefSeq and is a predicted model, not a curated record. NCBI's taxonomy places the organism in Eukaryota, Viridiplantae, Streptophyta, Magnoliopsida, Fagales, Betulaceae.